AAUGAAUGGCUACGGAUCGCCCUACCUCUACAUGGGGGGCCCGGUGUCGCAGCCCCGAGCGCCCCUUCAGAGGACGCCCAAGUGCGCUCGCUGCCGGAACCACGGCGUGCUCUCCUGGCUCAAGGGACACAAGCGCUACUGCCGCUUCAAGGACUGCACCUGCGAGAAGUGCAUCCUGAUCAUCGAGAGGCAGCGGGUGAUGGCGGCGCAGGUGGCGCUCCGCAGGCAGCAGGCGAACGAGAGUUUGGAGAGCCUCAUCCCGGAGUCGCUGAGAGUGCUGCCCGGCAUGGCCGUGGCCGGGAGUGGAGAGGGCACCCAAGGCGCACCACCGCGCUCUGGAGAGAUAGACCUGAGGUGGGUGAGCGAUACGGGGACAUCACAUCCAGCUAAGGACUUGAGUGAUGACGUGUCAGGUGACCAGUCUGGAGGGGAAAACGGCAGCACCACCAGCGACAAGGAGCAGGACCAAGCCAGCUCCCCCGAGGAGGCCAAAUCUGGCUCGUGCUACACCCCCGAGCCCGCCGAGACCACGCCGCAGCCCGACGACAGCCCCUACGGCCUGCAGAAGCUCGGCGCCGAGCCGCCCGAGCCCAAGUCGGACAGCCCGCGCUACGCCGGCGACCAGAGCCUGCUGAUCGAGGGCCUCUCGGGCUCGGUGUCGCUGCCGUUCAACCUGCGGGCCAACCGGCCGCCGCUGGAGGUGCUCAAGAAGAUCUUCCCGGGCCACAAGCCGGCCGUGCUGGAGCUCAUCCUCAAGGGCUGCGGCGGGGACCUGGUGGGCGCCAUCGAGGUGCUGCUGUCCAGCCGCUCGGCCCUCAAGCCGGACAAGGUCCAGGCGCAGGCCGAGGCCUCCUCGCCCGGCGGCGGAGGCGGUGGCGGAGACGCCCUGGUCCUGCCGUCCGCCGGGCCGCUCUUCGAGCACGCGCUGGGGCCCUACUCGUUCUCCACCUCGUCCUCGUCCGCCUCGGCCACGGCUUCGGCCGCCGCUGCCGCCGCCGCGUCCAAGUGGUCGGUGGGCUCGGCCUUCCGCGUGCCCGACUCGCUGCGCUUCGCGUCCGAGUCGGCUUCGGUGGGCGGCGUGAUGCCCGGGCCGCUGGGCAUGCCCCUGCAGCACCCCUUCCACCCGCAGCCGCCGCGCUACCCGCUGAUGCUGCGCAACUCGCUGACCCGGGGUCAGGCGGGGCCGUUCGUGCACAACGACGUCACCCUGUGGAACACCAUGACGCUGCAGCAGCAGUACCAGCUGCGCUCGGGCUACAUCUCGCCCUUCUCCGCCGCCUCGCACGCCGGAAUGUUCCGCGGCUCGCCCGUGCUCUCCUCGCCCCCGCCGCCGCCGCCCCCCUCCUCCCGGCCCUCGGAGGAGCAGCAUCGGCUGACCCUCGCCGAGGACGCCUGCCCCGUCGUCCCCAAACAGACUCUGUACGCCGCUGACGAGGACUAUGACGAGCGGUCCGACUCCUCAGACUCUCGGAUCUUGAACUCUUCGACCUGACAUGGCUGGCUCGGACCCCAAGGUAACACAAGACAGUGGAGCUCACAAGCCAAACCCACUCACCCCCACGAUGUGCAAAGAGAUGUUUUUUUUGUUGCUCUACUUCGAGAAAAAAAAUAUUAAAAAAGUGUUUGCUUAAUCAUACACUACAAAUCCCCCACAUACAAAAAAACAAUCAACACUAUGAAAUGACUAUGACCAAAAAGUGAAUGAUAUGGAUUGUGUCUGUUUGUGAAAAUCUGUAUCUCUCUGACACUGCAUG
Molecule: messenger RNA, 1754 nt
Organism: Sardina pilchardus (European sardine)
Lineage: Eukaryota; Metazoa; Chordata; Actinopteri; Clupeiformes; Clupeidae
Gene: dmrt3a
Product: doublesex and mab-3 related transcription factor 3a
Exons: 2
Coding region: 2-1492 (496 amino acids)
Biological process (GO): regulation of transcription by RNA polymerase II; male sex differentiation
Cellular component (GO): nucleus
Molecular function (GO): DNA-binding transcription factor activity, RNA polymerase II-specific; RNA polymerase II cis-regulatory region sequence-specific DNA binding; protein binding
Source: RefSeq, a predicted model, not a curated record